CGCCGAGUCGGCGCUAAGAUGGCGGCGCUGACGGAGGGAGAGUGCCCGCGCCAGGAGCCGCGGGAGCCGGAGAAGAGCCGCCGCGGCUGAGCCCCCGAGCCGCCCCCAGGCAGGCUCCCGGUCGCCGGACCCGGGACAUGGUGCGGUCCGCGCCGUGCCGCCGCCGCCGCCGCUACCGCUGAGCUCGCGGGCCGCGCCGGGCUCGGACGUGGGAGCGGGAAGAUGUUUUCCGCGCUCAAGAAGCUUGUGGGGUCGGAGCAGGCUCCGGGCCGCGACAAGAACAUCCCCGCAGGGCUGCAGUCUAUGAACCAGGCGCUGCAGAGGCGCUUCGCCAAGGGGGUGCAGUACAACAUGAAGAUUGUGAUCCGAGGAGACAGGAACACGGGCAAGACUGCGCUGUGGCACCGGCUGCAGGGCAAGAAGUUCGUGGAGGAGUACAUCCCCACGCAGGAGAUCCAGGUCACCAGCAUCCACUGGAACUACAAAACCACCGACGACAUCGUGAAAGUUGAAGUCUGGGAUGUCGUUGACAAAGGAAAAUGCAAAAAGCGAGGCGACGGCUUGAAGAUGGAGAAUGACCCCCAGGAGGCAGAGUCCGAGAUGGCCCUGGACGCCGAGUUCCUGGACGUGUACAAGAACUGCAGCGGGGUGGUCAUGAUGUUCGACAUCACCAAGCAGUGGACCUUCAACUACAUCCUCCGGGAGCUUCCUAAAGUGCCGACGCACGUGCCGGUGUGCGUGCUGGGCAACUACCGCGACAUGGGCGAGCACCGGGUCAUCCUGCCCAACGAUGUGCGUGACCUCAUCGACCACCUGGACAGGCCUCCGGGUUCCUCUUACUUCCGCUACGCCGAGUCGUCCAUGAAGAACAGUUUCGGCCUCAAGUACCUGCACAGGUUCUUCAACAUCCCGUUCCUGCAGCUUCAGCGGGAGACGCUGCUGCGGCAGCUGGAGACAAACCAGCUGGACAUCGACGCCACGCUGGAGGAGCUGUCGGUGCAGCAGGAGACGGAGGACCAGAACUACGACAUCUUCCUUGAGAUGAUGGAGGCACGCAGCCGUGGCCAUGUGUCCCCGCUAGCCACCAACGGGCAGAGCCCGUCCUCGGGCUCCCAGUCCCCUGUGGUGCCUCCAAGCGCAGUGUCCACGGGGAGCUCCAGUCCCAGCACGCCCCAGCCGGCACCACAGCCGCCCAUCCACGCCCCCUCGGCCUGCCCGUCACCCCCUUCCCCCUCGGAGGCCCCACUGCCCCCCGCACACCCCGUGGCCCCCGCCCCACCUCCACGGCGCAGCAUUAUCUCGCGGCUGUUUGGGACCACGCCAGCCGCCGAGGCAGCCCCUCUGCCCCCAGAGCCAGUCCCAGCUGCGGAGGCCCCAGCAAGAGUCCAGAACGUGGAGGAUUUUAUUCCUGAAGAUGGCCUUGACCGCAGCUUCCUGGAGGACACAGGCCCCCCGAAGGACGAGAAGAAAGCGGGAGCCAAGGCCCCACCAGACAGUGACAGCGAUGAGGAGGCCCCAGGCGGAAACCCCAUGGUAGCAGGUUUCCAGGAUGACGUGGACCUUGAAGACCAGCCCCCAGGCAGGCUCCAGCCGCCCAUGGGCUCCCUCCCUAGGGAACACAUUGCUCUGUCCAGUGAGGAGGAAGCAGAGGAGGAGGCAGGGCACCCCAAGGCCACUGUGCUGGCCCCCAAGAAGUGCUCUGAGCCAGAGACCAAGCCGUCCUCCACCAAGGCUUCGAGGCCACACAGGGGCACAGCUCCCGGGGCUGCAGAGCCCCGCUGGCCAGGUGGCACCGAAGCCCCCACCGAGGGUACCUCCCAAGGGCGCGAGGAGGGGAAGGACCAGCAGGUGGCAUCGUCAGAGAGUGACCCUGAAGGGCCCAUCGCCGCCCAGAUGCUGUCCUUCGUCAUGGAUGACCCUGACUUUGAGAGCGACUCAGAUGCCCAGCGGAGAGUGAUAAGGAGGGCAAGCCUCCCUCGAAGGAGAAGAAGAAAAAGAAGAAGAAGAGCAGAGAGCAGGCGGAAGAAGAGGCCGCCAAGAAGAAGAGCAAGCACAAGAGGAGCAAGGACAAGACGGACGGCGGGGAGGAGCGGCGGCGGCGGCGGCGGCGGCCGCGGGGCCCGGAGAGGACGGCGGUGGGCGAGCUGGAGGCCUGCCUGGGGGGCGGAGCCCCGGGCAGCCCCCUGCGCGGGGGCGGCGACUACGAGGAGCUCUAGGCCUGGCCGCCCGGGGCGACACGCCCACUCCGUGUGUGCUGGGGGCGCUGGGCCUGCCUGCUCUGCGGGCAGCUGGCCCCCAGCGCUUCUCAGGGACGGGACUGAGGCCUGCGAGGCCUGCGAGGCUGUUUACAGGGGUGGGGCGCUGUCCUCGUCGCCCGCCCACCCCUGCUUGCCGCCGCCGGCCGCACACGCUCACCCAGGCCUGCUGCAUGCGGGUGGCCUCCGCUUGCUGCUGUGGCUCGGCCAGGGCUGCAGACCAGCAGCACCCCCGGACCCUCAGGGCACCUGCGUGCAGACACUGAGCAGCGCUGGCGCCUGUCCUGGGGGAGGGUCUUCCCGGAACCGGUGUCCAGCUUUGCACCUGCCCCUGAGCUUGGGCACAUGCACAGGCCGAGCUGGGAGCCCCUCCACACUCGUUUCCUUCCAUUCUCCUUCAACACUUGGACCAUAAAGCUCUCCUGUUUCA
Molecule: messenger RNA, 2685 nt
Organism: Camelus dromedarius (Arabian camel)
Lineage: Eukaryota; Metazoa; Chordata; Mammalia; Artiodactyla; Camelidae
Gene: RABL6
Product: RAB, member RAS oncogene family like 6
Exons: 14
Coding region: 223-2670 (815 amino acids)
Cellular component (GO): nucleus; cytosol
Molecular function (GO): GTP binding
Source: RefSeq, a predicted model, not a curated record